UGUUUAUAUUAUAGCUGAGCUUUGUAACGGGCUGGGACGAAUGUCUGAAGACCUGAAAGCCAAGUUUCGCGCUGCUGCAGCGCAGCGAGGACUGGGCUCGGCGAAGGACCAGCUCAAAGCAAUCCGCGCGCAGAAGGCGGCAGCGGCGGCUGCGACAGCGGGCCCCGGACCCUCCUCACAGCGGCUGCAGGCUACUGGGAAACCUCAGGCGGCGGCAGCCCCCGCUGCGGCACCACCAGCGCCAGCGUCACGGGCAGGGGCGCUCCCAGCGGACUUCUUCCAAGAACCAGCCAGCGGGAGUAAACCAGCAGGCGCGACGGCCGCAGGCGCGGGACCGUCCUCCAAAACGAAUGCCCAGGGCACAGGCGCAUCGGCAGCGGCGGCGGCAGGGGCCGGCCCCAGCGCAGCGCUUCCAGAGGGUUUCUUUACGGACAAGACCGCGGACGCCAAGGCGCGCGGUGUGAAGCUGCCUACUGCGGAGGACAAGGAGGCGGAGUUCCGAGCCUUCACACAGAUCAUUGACGAGGAGCUCAAGAACCAGGCGGUGGAGCAGGCGGAGGAGGCGGAGGUGGAGGCGGAGGAGAAGGCGGACCGCGAGGCGUUCCUGCUCAGACGCCAGGCGGAGCGGUUGGAACUGUUGCGGCAACGAAAGGCGGCGCUGGCGGCCGCGGGCGCCGCGGCAGCCGGCGCCGCGCCGGAGUUGCCGGCAGACGAAGAGCUGCGGGAGGCGCCGCCGCCGGCCUUUGGACUGGACGACGAGGAGGAGGGCGGCGGAGCGGAGGGGGCGAAAGGUGCUGAGGAGGGCGGUGCGAAGCGGCGACGGGCGCUACCGGUGCUGGUUGGGAAGAAGCGGCGAGUGAUGGAUGCGCUUGCGGCCACACUGGCGGCGUCAGACGCGGAGGGCGACAGCAGCGGCGGCGAGGACGACGAGGAGGGGGCGGGUGGGCUCAACUGGCGCGCGAAGCGGGUAUGAGGCCGGUGUUGUUGGGGCUCGGCGUGCGGAUGGAUAGUUGGUGGCGGGAUGAUCGCUGCCGCAUUGCUGGCUAGCUGGGUAGCGUGCGAUGCGUUUGGAACCGACACCAAAGGGGUGGCUGGCGCAGGGAGGCUUAGCGAAAGGUUGCGUAUGGCCAGUGGCUUUGUUGGGCAGGCGUGUACAGACAGGACGCAAUCAAGUCCUCAGCACCACAAUCAGGUGUCUGGUAGCGGUGCAGAAUGCGUUGCGUCCGUCACGUGCACACACAACACAGCAAAUGCAACUUCUCUCCUGAUCUCCUCAAGAAUGCCAUAUCAAUUUAUAAGCCGAUCCGUGUACC
This is a messenger RNA of Chlamydomonas reinhardtii, 1313 nucleotides long. RefSeq lists its product as uncharacterized. Gene Ontology annotation, cellular component: nucleus; spliceosomal complex. The record is from RefSeq and is a predicted model, not a curated record. The transcript has 6 exons. The coding region runs from base 41 to 973 and encodes 310 amino acids. Gene Ontology annotation, molecular function: zinc ion binding; nucleic acid binding. Lineage: Eukaryota; Viridiplantae; Chlorophyta; Chlorophyceae; Chlamydomonadales; Chlamydomonadaceae. Gene Ontology annotation, biological process: mitotic DNA replication checkpoint signaling; nuclear DNA replication; mitotic DNA damage checkpoint signaling.